CAUCAGUUUCGGCUGGUGAAGUAUAAUAUUAUGUGUAAACUCAAAUAGAAAGUACGAAACUACUAAAGUAGUUACCCACUACUCACUAGUUACUACUUACUAUACUUAAUUAGCGUUUUCGUGAAAGAAAUCUUUUCCCAUUCCCAAUUUCCAUUGGCGAAAUAUAAUAAUGGAUCAUUUAAUGCGUCAAACAUCAUAGUAAAAUUUUAUCGCCAUCAAAAUAGGUGUUUUAAUCAUUACUGAACCAUUGAAUAAAAUAAAAGUCGAACGCCGUUCUCAGUUAUUAACAAUAUCCAUAAGCUUAUAAGAUGGCUCAAGGACCAGCUUUAGUUUGUAGACUUUUGGCUUCAUCGGUAUCUGUUGCUCAUAAAGCAGGUAACAUAAUUCGUGAUGUUAUGCAAAAAGGAGAUUUGGGAAUAAUUGAAAAGGGUGAAAAUGAUUUGCAAACUGAAGCUGAUAGAUCUGCACAAAGGUGUAUUGUUGCAUCUUUUAAAAAUCUAUAUCCAAAUGUGAAUAUUGUGGCGGAAGAAGUAGAUAAAAUUAGUCAAAAUUUGGAUGUUCCUGCGGAUUGGCUAAUUACUGAUCUUGAUCCUAAAAUAUUGGAUUUGGAGUGUCCAAAAUCACUACUUAAUGUUACAGAAGAUCAAGUAACAAUUUGGGUAGACCCAUUAGAUGGAACAUCAGAAUUUACAAAAGGUUUAAUAGAUCAUGUUACAAUAUUAAUUGGAGUAUGUGUCAAUGACGAAGCUGUGGCUGGAGUGAUUUAUCAACCGUUUUGGCAAAACCGUGGUCGAGCUCUUUGGGGUCUGGUUGGCAGUGGUGUAGGUGGGUUUGAGUUAAAAGAACCACCUCAAACAAAGAAAGUGUAUGUAACCACUAGAAGUCACUAUGAUAAAGCAAUAGAAAAAUUUAUUGAUGGCUUAAAACCUUGCGAAGUUAUACGAGUUGGUGGUGCUGGAAAUAAGGUACUUUAUAUAUUAGAAGGAAAAGCACAUGCUUAUGUUUAUCCUAGUGCUGGUUGCAAACGAUGGGAUACAGCAGCACCAGAGGCAGUGCUAAGAGCAGCUGGUGGUGAAUUGACAGAUGUACACGGAAAUAAAUACAGCUAUAGCAAGGAAAAUGAAAAAGACCCUUUAAAUAAAUAUGGAGUAUUUGCCACGGCUCCUUCUUAUAACCAUACUGAAUUCAUGAAACUUAUUAGUGACAUUCAGUCAAAAAAUGUAAAAAAUGAUUAGUUUUGUAUUCAACAGUGACAAGAGUAUGUGCAAUGAGUAUAUGUAUUCAAAAUUGAGAUUGAGUAAAUUGUUAAUAAACAAAUAAGUAAUUAUUCAAUUUAAUGUAUUCACCUAAAAUAUAAUUCAAAUACAAAUAUUUUUAAUUUAAAAUAUACUGGACAACAUACAUUCCCCACAAAUAGCUGUUACAGGUAUAUCACUUCAUUAUAAUUAUUUUUAUAAAGUAAAUAAGUUUAAUCUAGAAAUUCUAAUUUGAACACUUUGGUUCUCAAACACAUGCACUCUUGCCACAAUUGUAAAAUUUUAUAUCUUAUAUUAAAAAGUUUUUUUUUUAAACUAGAUUUAUGUAUUUCAUUUGUUGUAUUAAAUAUUAUAUAUCAUUUUUAUAAACUUUAAAUUAUGUAUUUAGUACCAAGUACAAAAUAUGGAAGUCUAUUAA
Messenger RNA from Acyrthosiphon pisum (pea aphid), 1674 nucleotides. RefSeq names its product 3'(2'),5'-bisphosphate nucleotidase 1-like. The record is from RefSeq and is a predicted model, not a curated record. Gene Ontology annotation, biological process: phosphatidylinositol phosphate biosynthetic process. The transcript is spliced from 6 exons. NCBI's taxonomy places the organism in Eukaryota, Metazoa, Arthropoda, Insecta, Hemiptera, Aphididae. Bases 309 to 1235 code for a protein of 308 amino acids. Gene Ontology annotation, molecular function: 3'(2'),5'-bisphosphate nucleotidase activity.